AUGCGUGACGCCAGAACUCACAGUCAUCAGGACAACCCACCAGACGUUAUUAACGAUGGGCCGCAUGACUGUGAUUCUACAUGGUGUCGAUCAGGCCUGCUGAGUAUAGACGGGGAAACGCCACCUUCAGGAGUUGAGAAUUUGGAGCUUAUAGAUAGGCCUCUGGAGAGGAAGCCCUUGCUCCUGGACCCCUUCGCUACAUAUAAUACUUGGAAUUCUGAUCUGAGAACUAUUGCUGCUGCACCUCGCGGGAAGGCUGCGGGCGAUGAGGAUGAAGCAACUGAGAUAACGCCCACUCCAUCUCCAAAUGCAAACGGGAAGGCUGCCGGCGAUGAGGAUGAAGCAACUGAGAUAACGCCCACUCCAUCUCCAAAUGAAAACGGGAAGGCUACGAGCAAGAAGGGUAAAGCAGCUGCGAAAACGCCCACUCCGCCACCAAAUGCAAACGGGAAGGCUACGAGCAAGAAGGGUAAAGCAGCUGCGAAAACGCACACUCCGCCUCCAAAUUCAAACGGGAAGGCUACGAGCAAGAAGGGUAAAGCAGCUGCGAAAACGCCCGCUCCGCCUCCAAAUGCAAACGGGAAGGCUACGAGCAAGAAGGGUAAAGCAGCUGCGAAAACGCACACUCUGCCUCCAAAUGCAAACGGGAAGGCUACGAGCAAGAAGGGUAAAGCAGCUGCGAAAACGCCCAUUUCACCUCCAAAUGCAAACGGGAAGGCUGGAAGCGACAAUCCUCUGCGGUUGCCUGUCAACGGACAGAUCGUGGAUAAGAGUGCCGCCAGUGCCGCGAACAAGCCCGUCGGGGCGUCGUCUGAUUCACAAUCUGCUGGCAUGGCACACAAGCCCGUCGGGGCGUCGUCUGAUUCACAAUCUGCUGGCAUGGCACACCCCAUGCCUGUGCCAUCAAACGAUUACCUUACCCAGCCAUCAAAGAACGACGUAGCACCUACACCUCUGAUUUCAUAUGUACGCCGCCUGGCAACAUCAAUGUACCACGAAUUGGUGCUUGAAUAUGGCUUGGUAACUGCAGUGAAGCUGGAGCAAGACGACAGUAAACUUUCUACAUUUAGACUGCAUAUUCAGCCGGAGCAACUAACUUCCAAAUCCGACAAAAAAGCUUACUUUUUUACUCUGUCACAACCGGUGAUCCUUGCACUAAGCGAAGACGAGCGUUUGUUCACAUAUAUCUUCAAGUAUGAGACCUGUGCUGUUACCGAUAUGGAGAUUCUGCAUCUGAGGUUAUAUCGGUGGGCUCCAUCAACGAAGCUCUACAUAGCAUCGUUGUUGCAUCCCAAAGUAGUACUAUGUACUGCACAGGAGAACCGUAUCUUCAGGGCUAUGCAAACAAUAUGUGACACCGGCGCAUUCAGUCAAUUGCUUUUGAAAGCAACCCUUCCCAAUCCCAAUCCUCCAGCAGACGAUCUUAUCAUCGAAGACUUUGGCAAACUCAACGAAUCUCAGGAAGCUGCCUAUGCAUAUUUUCAUGCGAACCGUAUUUCCUUAAUUAAAGGCCCCCCCGGGACCGGGAAAACGGCGGUUAUCGUCGAGAUCAUCAAGAGGACCGUCAAGUUGGAGACCGGCUGCCCUGUGCUUUGCACAGCGGGGUCAAACGUAGCGGUGGAUAACAUAGCUGAAAGGCUUCUUGGUGACCCCACCGUGCGGCCUGUGAGGAUUUGUGCGGGCGCUAGGAUAGAACAAUACCCAGAUGAACAUCCGCUGGCGCCCAUAUGCCUGCAUACACAUAUACUUAAACAGCUCCCGCCACAGUAUCAAAAAUUAUACCUUUUAUGGGCCAAAGGGGAUGUCGAUAAUGAUUCGCCUGGCUUCCAUGAGAUGGUAUUAAUAGCUAAUAGGGUGUCUUACGAUAUCGUGUCGGAUGCCAAUGUGCUCCUCGCGACGAACAUCUCUGCUGGAAAUAGGUCGAUAAGAAAACUCCCCGAAGUGCCUACGGUGAUCAUGGACGAGGCGACACAGGCCACCGAGGCGAGUACGCUCGUGCCGCUGGCGCUCGCGGGCAUCCAAAAACUUGUCCUCGUAGGCGACGAGAAGCAACUCCCUCCGUUUGCCUUAUCUCGAAAUCCCAAGACCUCGCUGUUCAAUCGUGUCGUCACGAGGUCACCAGCAGAAGACCUGCAGUUUCUUAAGAUCCAGUACCGCAUGCAUCCAGCCAUCUGCGAGUUCCCCAACAUGCAAUUUUAUGACAACCGCCUGCGAAACGGUGUCACGCCCGAGGACCGCAGCUGGCUCGGCGUGCAGGAACCUGUGGUCUUUAUCGACAUUCCAAGCUCGGCCGAGCGCCGCGGGCAGGCAGCCGCGUCGCAGGACAUGUCGUGGUGCAACCUUGCGGAGGCCGACUUCGUCUGCGCUACCCUGCGCAAGCUCGUCAGCAAGAAGCAUGUGCCGCCCAGCCAGAUCGGCGUCAUCACCCCUUACGUUGCCCAGCGCGACGCCAUUGCCUCGCGGCUCGCACGUGACACUACGCUAGCCGCGCACGUGACCAUGCACGAGGUGGCCGACCCCGACAGCAAGCAGCUGAUGGUCGCGUCGGUCGACGCCUUCCAGGGCCACGAGCGCGCGUUCAUCAUCUUCUCUUGUGUUCGCAGCAACUCGGACGGCCAGCUGGGCUUCGUUAGCGACAGGCGCCGCAUGAAUGUCGCGCUGACGCGCGCGCGAAACGGCCUGAUCGUGGUCGGCCACGCGGAUACACUCGCUAAGGGAUCAAAGAUCUGGCGUGCAUAUAUAACGUAUCUGCGCUCACGCGACCUGGUGCGGACUUCUUUAGCCGGCUACUAA
Molecule: messenger RNA, 2793 nt
Organism: Eremothecium gossypii ATCC 10895
Lineage: Eukaryota; Fungi; Ascomycota; Saccharomycetes; Saccharomycetales; Saccharomycetaceae
Gene: ECM32
Product: RNA helicase
Exons: 1
Coding region: 1-2793 (930 amino acids)
Biological process (GO): termination of RNA polymerase II transcription
Cellular component (GO): nuclear body
Molecular function (GO): transcription termination site sequence-specific DNA binding; helicase activity
Source: RefSeq, marked provisional